UUCAAAAGAUUAUGCAGACAGUUUCACAUCAAAAUGGAAAUUAUCCUGGCUCUUAUUUUCAAUUUGAGGAAAGCGAAUUUUCAUCAGAGGAGCUUUUUCUUGAUGAUUACUCAACUGUGGUUGUUUGUGUUUGGCAAACGAUCAGCUCUAUAUUUCCAUUCGUGUUCAGAUCUUUGGCUGCUUCGUUUUUUAAGUUGAUAGUUUUGGCAUCUAUUGGGAAGUUCCACUGCCAGCAAACUUUAGACGACUUUCUGAAUGGAUUUAUAGGGUUUGCCCUUCUAUGUUCGAAUUCUGAGCGCUAUGCACUGAUGUUACCCUUCAUUCUUUAUUUUCUGCUGAGUUAUGCUUUAAUGAGCUUUGAUCUUAUUCAAAAUAAUAGCAAAGGACCUUUUUGUACGAUAUUCACAAUUUUAUAUAUUGCUAUAUGCCAAUUCUUUAUGGAUAUUGAUGAUUUUUUGAUGGUAAAUUUGUUAAACUUAUUAAACUAUUUUUUAAGUCUACCUCGGGAGACCAACACCCAUGAAUGUCGAUUACUGAAGAUUUACACUAGGUUUGUCAACACCCUUUUUUACAUGUUUAAUCGGGGGAUAUGGAGGAAUUAA
This is a messenger RNA of Meloidogyne enterolobii, 602 nucleotides long. Lineage: Eukaryota; Metazoa; Nematoda; Chromadorea; Rhabditida; Meloidogynidae. The record is from the annotation of a GenBank genome assembly.